AGUUCCAUGGCCUCCGCUUCCUGCCGCCAGCGCUCGCGUCGCUUUGGUCGGUACUUGCCUACAGGUCGGCUAGUCUCGGCCGAGGCCCCCCUCCAGCGACACCCAGGCCUUGAUGUAGAUGCCAGGCCCCACCUGCAGCGGGCCUGUGCUCGCCAUGACAUCCCUGCUCUCUGCCUGUUUCUUGGGCUCCGGACUGACCCCGCCCACCAGGACCGCCACUGGAACUAGGAGCUGCAGGCUGCUGCCCGCCAGGGCCCUGAUGGUGACCUGCAUGACUUCUUCCAGCCACUGCCAAGUCACAGUCCAUCUGCCAUGGGAAUAAAGAGUAAGGAUGGAGAGACCCCUGGGCAACUCCUGGGCUGGACCUCGCCCUGGGAUGCUGCUGAAGAGGAAGAAGAAGACAAGGCAUCCAGGGAGCACAGAAGGCAGAAGCCGCAUGGAGAGCUCGAGGAUGAGUGGAACGGCAGGAGGUCUUUGGACCACUUGAAGGACACUUCCCAAGAGGCCCAGGAACCUGAGCCCUUCCCAGCCUGGACAGAUCACCUGGCCUGGGAAAAUGCCCAGAAGUGCCAGCAGCAGCUGCAGCAGCAGGAGGCAGAAGCUUGCAGACCCCCACAGGCUGAGGGCUCCAGUCUCAGCUGGUGGCAACAGGAGAAGGAGCAGUGGCUCUUCCGAGAGUGAGCUGGAGCCGAGGAGGAGGAGCUGUGUGAGAGGCAAGCCAGGAGCCAGGCCAUCACCGCAGGCUCUCAGGGGCCUGGGGCCCAGGGCCCAACACCCCGCAGAGCAGGGAGGGGCAGCCUCUGGCACUUAGAUCAAGUGCCCAGGCCCCACCCUGGGGGAGGAGACGCAGAGGCCAUGGCUGCAGUCCUGGUGGAGGGCCCGCCCCCCCCCCCCCCUUGGAGGAGCAGGUGGCUCCUGAGGGUCCAGUGCAUUCGCUGGCACCCUGACCACUUCCUACAGUGAUUAUGGAGCCAGAUUGAGACCUGGGAGCUAGGCCAGGUGAUGGGAGCUGUGACAACCCUUUCCCAGGCCCUGAAUCAUUCAGAGGCCCUUAAAUGACCUCAGGAAAACGGAGAAACUGCAAGGAACGCAGCCUUGGGGCAGGAUGGCAGGAAGGGCACAGUCAGAGACAGGAAUGAUGAGGGCCAGGCAGAUGCUGCACAGCAGAGGACACAUGGGGUGGGAGUGGAACUGGUAAUGAGUGGGGGUGGGGAGGACAGGCCACCACCGCUGCUCCUUGACUCUUUCAUUUCCUAAUAAGACCUGGUUCGCAUCUCACUCCUGGUGUCUCCUCUGCCUUUUUUCCAUUGCUGUGGUUUUCAUCACCCAUGACAUCUCCUUUCCCGCCCCGCCAGCCAAAACCCACAGCUCCCACACACCUGUGACAUGCAUGCACGCACUAACACGUGCCCUCAGCUGGCGACAAGAAACCCCCUGCUUGCCCACCCAUUAGGUUGGUCCUAAGAAGGCCCAGUUUGCCCUCCUGCGUGACUCCACUCCCUAUGCUGGUCUCCCCUCUGCAGUCAGCCCCUGGAGAAAUAGAUGUGAAGAGAGGCCAAAAAAAAAAAGGAACAAACCCAGUUUCCCUCCCCUCCCCAGCCAGAACCACAUCCUCCUCCCCACUAACACCCCUCCCCCAGCAUAGACAGGGCUUUCCCUUUGCUGAGUCACUGAAUGGUCCAAGUUGGGGGCAGCCAGAGCUGGGGGACAUAAGGAGGUUGUAGGAGGUCAGAGGAUAGAAGCAGGAUGGAUGGAGGAAGAGCUCUGUGUGUGGGAGUGGAAUUUCAGUUGCUAAAAUUAGAAGCAGGGGAAGCAGGCGGAAAGAGCCAAAUUAUGUAACCUGGGUUGUCUGCUCUUGGGCAACAUGGAAUCCAACCCGAGGCCAUCUCUCCCCUUCAGUUCACUCCUCUCUCUCCUCCAGACCCUGAGGAAAGAGUGAAGUAAGAUGGACUCACUAUAGUCAAGUUGUUAAAAACUAACAUCAGGUAGGUUGAGGCCUGAGGAAAUGAUUCUCUUCUCAUUUUAACUAGCCUUGGAACUAAAAUUUCUUAAUUUUCCAGUCCUGCCUCAAUGCCUGGGCACACAUCUGACCUCCAGGUAACCCCCUGAUUACCCCUGAAGGACUCAGGUAUACAUUCACCUGGCAUCCACCAUCCGGACCACCUGUCAUCUGACAGAUAACUUUCCUGGACCAAUCCUAGAAUGCAGGACUGACAGUUCUCAAGGAUUACACUUUUUACUAUAAGAACUCUUAAUUUUUCUUCCUUCUUCAGAAAUAUUUGUGGGUUUCUGCCUAGUUAUAUUUCCAGUUUGCAAACUCUUUAAUAAAUCUUUAUCAUUUAUUUCUA
Molecule: messenger RNA, 2348 nt
Organism: Phyllostomus hastatus (greater spear-nosed bat)
Lineage: Eukaryota; Metazoa; Chordata; Mammalia; Chiroptera; Phyllostomidae
Gene: NFKBIL1
Product: NFKB inhibitor like 1
Biological process (GO): negative regulation of toll-like receptor signaling pathway; canonical NF-kappaB signal transduction
Cellular component (GO): nucleus
Source: RefSeq, a predicted model, not a curated record